This is a messenger RNA of Anthostomella pinea, 1149 nucleotides long. Lineage: Eukaryota; Fungi; Ascomycota; Sordariomycetes; Xylariales; Xylariaceae. The record is from the annotation of a GenBank genome assembly.
AUGACAUCCACGACUGUAGAAGAGACAAGGACCAAGCCAACUACGAGCGCGCCGCUCUCCACGAGGCUGGUCGCCCGGGAAUCGAGUGAGGACGGCUCGGCACUCUACCCGGACUAUCUGCCCUUUUACGACCCGCUCGAGAAAGUAGAUGAUCUUGGAAACUUCGAGCAUGUCGAUCCAGGCCACCGCGCCGACCCCGCGCUCCCCAACCUACUGGCCAACGCUACCCGCGUCGUUGACCUCUCGCCGCACGUGGGCACCGAGGUCGAGGGAGUCCAGCUUUCCCAAUUGACGCCCGAGGGCCUCGACGAGCUCGCGCUGUACGCCGCUCAGCGUGGUGCCCUGGUCUUCCGGAAUCAGGACUUCAGCGACAUUGGCUUCGAGGCGCAGAAGAAGAUCGUGCGGCACUUCGGCCCCUUGCACGUCCACGGCUGGGCGCCACACCCCGCUGCCGGGUCUUCUGAGCACAUGAUUAUCUACGAUCACAGGGAUGACCUGCGAGUUCGCAAGUCGUGGAAGGGCAGGAGUCCCGUUCAGUGGCAUACUGACCAGUCGCCGGAGCCCCAGCCUCCGGGAACGACGUUCAUCUGCAUGCUCGAGUCGCCGCCUACCGCUGGUGGCGACACGCUCGUGAGCUCGAGCGUAGCAAGUUACAAGGGCCUCUCGCCGCGCUUCCGCAAGCGACUCGAGGGUUUGACGGCGGUCCACUCCAACGACGACGGCGUGACGCAGGAGCUGCGCAACAACGGCACCGGCGCGGUCAUGCGCCGCCAGCAGCUCGUGCAGGAGCACCCGGUCGUCAUUGUCCACCCGGUGACGGGCGAGAAGGCGCUCUACGUCAACCCCGUCUACACGAAGCGCAUCGUCGGCUUCGACGACGAGGAGUCCGACUACCUCCUACGCUUCCUCUUCGACCACAUUGCCAAGCGCCAGGAUUUCCAGUGCCGCAUACGCUACGAGGCCGGCACCGUCCUCGUCUGGGACCAGCGCGUCACGAACCACUCCCAGACCCUUGACUACCCUGCCGGUGACAGGCGGCAUGCCUUCCGCCUCACGCCGCUCGCCAACAAGCCCAUUCCCGCCAAGGUGGAGGAGGAUGAUGGCGAGUGCGCCAAGGAUCACGCGAGAGUUCAGCUGGGCCUUUGCUAG